Molecule: messenger RNA, 2343 nt
Organism: Trifolium pratense (red clover)
Lineage: Eukaryota; Viridiplantae; Streptophyta; Magnoliopsida; Fabales; Fabaceae
Product: xylan O-acetyltransferase 1-like
Exons: 5
Coding region: 435-2000 (521 amino acids)
Cellular component (GO): Golgi apparatus
Molecular function (GO): O-acetyltransferase activity
Source: RefSeq, a predicted model, not a curated record
UCGCGCGCAAUUACAAAUAUUAAUCUGUAACUGAGAUUCAUUUAGGAGAUUGACAUCUCUCAAUAAAUAUUUUUUUCAUACGCACCAGCUGAAAAUCAAGGCUAAGACUAAACGGUUAAGGAACUCAAAUACCUACGCACAUGUCAUAUUUUAACAGUGACAUGACUUAGAUCAGCCACAAAAUAAGUUGAGAAUUGAGAAAGACAACCAUCCACCAAAUAACCUUCUUCUAUAUUCUUGACAAGAUCAUUUCACCAAACCCCAAUUAAACAAACCUAAUACUUGAAUUCAACUCUUUUUCUUUCCCAAAUGUCUCUCUUUUCUUCCUCUAUAUUUCUACCUCUUUUCUCUUCUCUUUUGCUCACUGAUUUUUUAUUUUUAUUAUUAUUCUGAUUAUUAUUAUUUCUCUUUCUUUUUUUUUCUCUUUUUCUACCAUGCAGCCAUUUCGUCGCAAGACACCUCUUUUCAACUUAGAAACAGGAGUAGCAAUGAAGGGUCGAAAAAACAACAAUUUCUCCAUUUUUGUAGUUGUUUUUUCCAUUUUCCUCUUUGGGAUUUUCAUGUAUAAUGAAGACGUUAAAUCCAUAGCUGAAUUCCCAUUUUCUAGACCAAAAGUUCAACAAACCCAUCAAGAAAAACCAAAAAAGAUUGAGUCUUUACAAAAGGAAAUUACAGAGAAAGUUGUUGUAGAAGAAGAAACAGAAAAUGUUGUUGUUGAUGAUGAUACUAAGAAAAAUGCUGUGGAAGAAACUGUUACUGUUGUGACUACUAAGAAUUCAAGAACUCAACUUGAUAAAAGUGAUGAUGGUGAUGAUGAUUCUGAUGAACCACAAGAAGAACAUGUUGAAUUGAAAAAGAUUGUUAUGACAGAGAAAGAAGAGAAGAUUGAAUUGUUAGAAGAAGAGGAAGAAGAUGAUGAAGAAGUUGAAUUGCCACCUAAAGAUUGUGACUUGUUUAAUGGUAAAUGGGUUUUAGAUAACUUGACACAUCCUUUGUAUAAAGAAGAUGAAUGUGAAUUUCUUACUUCACAAGUUACUUGUAUGAAGAAUGGAAGAAAAGAUUCUUUGUAUCAGAAUUGGAAAUGGCAACCUAGAGAUUGUUCUCUGCCAAAGUUUAAGCCAAGAUUGUUGUUUAAGAAGAUUAGAGGGAAGAGGGUAAUGUUUGUUGGAGAUUCUUUGAAUAGAAAUCAGUGGGAAUCAAUGGUUUGUAUGGUUCAAUCUGUUGUUACUUCGGAUAAGAAGACUUGGUAUAAGACUGGUUCUCUUGCAAUAUUGAAAAUUGAGGAACCAGAGAACAUAAUUACUACUGUGGAAUUCUACUGGUCACCAUUUCUUGUAGAAUCAAAUUCAGAUGAUCCAAAAAUGCACAGCAUAUUAGACCGUAUAAUCAUGCCUGAAUCAAUUGAAAAACAUGGAGUGAAUUGGAAGGAUGCAGAUUAUCUUAUCUUUAACACCUACAUAUGGUGGAUGAACACUUUCAACAUGAAAGUCUUACGAGGAUCAUUUGAUGAAGGGGCCACAGAAUAUGAUGAAGUUCCUAGGCCAGUAGCAUAUGAGAGAGUAAUGAAGACAUGGUCAAAAUGGGUUGAUAACAACAUUAAUCCAAAUAGAACCAAAGUUUUCUUCACUGGCACGUCCCCUCUUCAUAUCAAGAGUGAGGAUUGGAACAACCCAGAUGGUAUAAAAUGUGCUAAAGAAACAACUCCGGUUCUCAACAUGUCGACUCCGUUGAAUGUGGGCACAGAUCGUCGGCUUUUCGUCAUUGCAAACAAUGUGACAAACUCAAUGAAGGUGCCAGUGUACUUCAUUAACAUCACAACCUUAUCAGAGUAUAGAAAAGAUGCACAUACCUCGGUUUACACCAUACGUCAAGGAAAGAUGCUAACACCUGAACAACAAGCUGAUCCAACUAAUUAUGCAGAUUGUAUUCAUUGGUGUUUACCAGGAUUACCAGACAUUUGGAAUGAGUUCCUUUAUGCACAAAUCAUCUCUCAAUCUUGACGAAUAACGUACAGAUACUUCAUACACAAAUACCUUUUCUUUUUUUUACCUAAUUGUUAUUAUUUCUCCUUUUACUUAAGAAGAAAGCUUGUCCUUUUUUCUUCCCUUCACUUCAACGCCUCAACUUUUGUUGUCUCUGUCAGUUUUUGUAAUUUUUGAGUCACUUUUUAUUAGGUUUUUUAGGAGUUGGACAAAUAUUUUUGUUGUUACCCUUUUACUUCCUCGUGUUUACUUGUUAAGCCAAUUUAGCACAGCAAGAACAUAAAUUGUACAAUGAAUCCUUGUUCCUUUAAUGAAGAAAAAAAAAAUAAAGCACCACGGCUUUGUUUAGUUGAUUUUUGUA